AUGCUCAAAUCGAUUCAGACUCCAAAUCUACGUGCGCCUUUCUUGGUUCUCUCCUUUCAUCACCCUUAUUUCCUCCCAUGCAGCCCAAAACCACCUGUAGUUCGUGGUGCCCGCGCUUGUACAGUUUGUCGUGCUGCAAAGGCAAGCCACACAAUGAAAUGCGUCGGCGCUGAGGAUGGCCAGAAAUCUUGCCAGCGUUGUAAGCGUGCGAAUGCAGAAUGCGUGUUCGAGAAACAUCGUCGAGGUCGAAAGCCUGGUUCAAAGUUGUCCGAGGCUUCCAAGGUCCUUCGUCGGCUUGAGAAGGGCCUUCACUCAGCAAAGCUGAAAUCUCCGUCAGCAGACUCUGCAUUGGCAUCUCCCUACCAAUCUUCCGACAUCCGAGUUCCCCCUCCUCAAGAAAUAUCUUACCCAGGCCCCCGAUCUGAACCUAGCUAUGGUCCUCCGAAUACACAUUUUCCCACAAAUGAGCUCCCCCCCCUCACCGUUCCGACAUACCAAAAUGGCGAUGCUUAUGCAUCGUCAAGCAAAGGAUCACGCAGCAUGGACGUGGAUGAUGACGAAGAGGAUCCCGAUCGGAACGAAGAAGAUUUUUUUCCCGCGAAGCUCAUCAGGCGGGAAAAUCGUCGGAAUUCUUUUUUCAGGACGAUCUUGAAUCCAAACCCAGAAGAGGCCCCUGCAGCCGUUCCUGUCACUCCCAAUCGUGGUAGCUCAUUCACCCCUCCCCAAAUACAGCUCGCCCCUUGCCCAGGCGGCCUCAGUGAUCCUAUAACAGCAGGCAUUUUGACUGAGAAGGAUGCAGAAACCUUGUUUGAUUGCAUAUAUCUACGUCUCAAUCCCUUCAUCAAUCUCUUCGACCCCGCCCUGCACACCGUCCCUUAUGUCCGCUCAAAGUGUCCCUUUCUUUUCACAACCCUUCUCAUGGCAGCGUGCAAAUUUUUUAAAGCUGAUAGUUUUAAACCAUGUCAGAAACUUGCCAACGAAUUCGCCGUCGUGCAAGCAUUCGCCUGCCUUACUUACUGGAAAGAUCCUGACGACAAUAGAACUUGGACAUAUAUUGGCUAUGCCUGUCGCAUGGCUGUUGAACUCGGCUUGAAUCGAUAUGUUGCUCACCCCGCUCCCAGUGAAACACAAUUGCAACGCCUUGAGCGUCGUAACCGCGAGCGAACAUAUCUUGUUCUCUUUGUUCACGAUCGAAGUCUGAGCACCCAAACUGGCAGACACUGGAUGCUCCCAGAGGACGAUCUUAUCAAGCAUUCUAAUACCUGGCACAUGGGUAAUGGUGGCAAGAACAUCCGACCUGAGGAUGUUAUCAUUGCUGCCUUUGUUUCCUUACGGCGCAUUGCAGCGGAAACGACUGAUAUCUUUUCUACCUCAAGGAGUGCGGCAUCUGGUGUGAACACUGACAUCAAUUACGAGGUAGUCCUUCGCAACUGCAAUGACAAAUUAAAUCAAUGGGACGAGACCUGGCGGACAGAAAUGGAACGAGCCGGCGGGGAAAGCUUCCACACUUCUUUCCUUGCCCUUUUCCGACUAUAUGUUCGGCUGUUUUUGAAUAGUUUCGGCAUCCACGCAUCCAUUCGCCAAAGUCCCAGUUUGGGGGUUUUAUCGAUCUGUUGUACAAGCGCAUUGGAUUCACUGAAGAUAGUUUCAAACGACUUCGUCAAGCUGAGUAUGCUGCGAUAUGGGCAGGACACAAUCACUGUAAUGACGGCUUAUUCUGCCGUUUUUCUACUGAAGGUACUGUACAAUAUUGAAAGGCGUCAGCAAUCUCGUUCAUUUAUCACGAUGUUCUGCAGCUUCUACGGACUUCAAAUACCUAUUCACAACUGA
Molecule: messenger RNA, 1830 nt
Organism: Laccaria bicolor S238N-H82
Lineage: Eukaryota; Fungi; Basidiomycota; Agaricomycetes; Agaricales; Hydnangiaceae
Exons: 11
Coding region: 1-1830 (609 amino acids)
Biological process (GO): DNA-templated transcription; regulation of DNA-templated transcription
Cellular component (GO): nucleus
Molecular function (GO): transcription cis-regulatory region binding; DNA-binding transcription factor activity, RNA polymerase II-specific; zinc ion binding
Source: RefSeq, a predicted model, not a curated record